AAUGCCGAUUGUCAAUGCGCUGUUGUUCCUCGGCUGUUGCUGAGUGCGUACACACCACAGAAGCCGGCGGAUUGUCGCUGGUCAACUGUCGCCAGUGCGUACACAUCAAUUGAACUGUCUGCGGAUUGUGUUUGUGUGUGUGUGUCCGCUUUCUUCGAAGGACAAUUCCAGUGCAAUCUGAUUAGCUGUCAUUCCCAAACACGCAAGGAAAACGGAUUCCGAUAGAAAUGUGAAGCUAAAAAACCACAAAAGUAUUUUUCGUGCUGUCUCCAAAAACGGAAAUGUAGCAAAGUCAUUUCAACGGCUCCUUUUUGAGGUCGAGAAACACUGACGAGAAAGAAUUGAGGAAUAUCUUAAACCACAACAAACCACAGAAAAACAAAACUAAAACUAAUUAAGGACUAUUAAGAGACUGCUAAAAGGAACAACAACUCUACAGAUAAACAACAACAAAAAACCCCAGGAGAAGAAAGACUAGAAUUAAUCAUAAUACCAAUAGUUUAACAAACAAAAAAAAAACAAAACCACGAGAGACAAAAACCCAUACACACACACACACACACUCACACACACCACCACCACAAAAAAGUAAUUGAAAACUUAAUUGAAAAUUCAAACAAACAAAAGCAAAGUAUUUUCGGACAAACAGCCAACCGGAUACCGACUAUUAUUAUUAUAUUGAACGCUUAGGAAGAAUCACUUUUAGCCUUAUAUACAAAAGAAAACAGAAAACAGAAAACUCAAAACAAACAAAAUCCAAGCAACAAACAAAGUAUAAGUUUAAGGGGGAGAAAUAGAUGCCUAAGGUUCAAGAUUCAAGAUUCAAGAUAUUCAAUAUUCAAGAAACAAGAAACAUUGUCAAUAUGGCCGAUUUAAGGGAUACAGUUUCGGGACCAGGCACUAGCCCGGCAAACGGUACCGCCAGUCCGAGCGUCUAUCAAGGCCGGCCUCCUUCUGGGAGUUCUUCUGCUGCUGACAUAGUCCCCAAGGUUGAGAUCAGACAAGAUCUGAAGCCAUUGCCUCGCAUCAAACUAGCUCUAGUGAACGACGGAGCCAGCGAGCCACCGACGAGAAGCGAAGGAGGAAGCCAGCGAGGUGGAGGAGCAGGGGAACGUGGCUCUCCACCGAUCUACGAUAUUGGAUUGGGAUUAGAACACGUGUCUUUAAACGGAGCACAGGAAAAAAAAGUCCAUCCGGACGUCCUCUACGAAUGCUUGAGCCCGACGACCGGCACUAUAACCUACAGUAAGCGAGAUCCCGACGACCAGAACGGAGAGAAGAAGUCUACCAAGGCGGCUAAAUCGCUAGAGUAUCUAACGAUACCAGAGCUGCUAGACCUUUGCGUGAAGAAGCAGGCCAAAGGGCACGGAGCAGGGAUCUUGCGGGUGCUCGACCUGCGCACCAAGGAGACGAAGCAGAGGGACGCAGAGCGAGCCCUACGUCAUCAGGAGCACUUGCGGGAGCUAGCGCGCUGCCAGCAGCGGCAAAGGCAGAAGGCGCGAGCCCAAGAGCAGCAGCGGCUCGGUAAGGAGAGGCUCAGGAAGAGACAGCAGGACGAGGACAAGGCCGCGAAAGAAUUGGAGACGCUGAGGAAGGACAUUGAGCACCAGAUCAAGGUGCAGAGGGACUCGGAGGCGAAGUGGAACCGCAUAAAGGAGGAAAGGGAUCGAGAAAUAGAACGGCAAACGGUGUUAAGAAAGCGCGGGCAGAAAGAACAAUUGGAGGAAGAAGAGCGGCGGCAGAGACUCGAAGUGCUCAGGCAGAUAGAAGAGAAGAGGGAGCUAGAGAAGCGCCAGGAGGAGCAGUUGAAGCUGGAGCUAGAGCAGCAGAGGGAGAGAUUCAUGCAACACCAGAAGCUGCACACAGAAGCCCUCUACAGCCAUCCCCUGUUCGGAGAUCUCUAUCCGCACGAGUACAGCAGUAACAACAACAGCAACAGCAACAGCACCACGACGACCUCGUCGACGACAUUCCCACACACAGCAUCCUCCUGUUCGUCGCUGAUGCAAAACGAAAUGGUUAGCAUACCGAUGGCCAAUCUGAAUGGCGGCCUCAAGGCGGCGUCUGGACCGGCCGGUGCCUCGGCCACUGGCGGGGGCGUGCGAUACUUUUCGCAGUUUAGCAAAUCGGCCACCGCCAGCACGACCGCGAUGGUGCACCAGCAGCAGCACCAACAGCCCCAGCAGCAGCAUCAGCAGCAGCAGCUGCUGCAGCGGAAGCCAACAGCCAAUGGCGAUCUCCACGCGAAUGGCAGAGUGGCGGCUAUCGUUCCCAAUGGGAUGCGCAUCAAAACGGAGCAACAAGAUUUGCUGCUGGAGUCCCUAACUGUGAUCAAACCAGAUGUGAUUUUCAAGACGGAGGCCACAGCAGCAGCAGCAGCAGCCGCACAGACGCCACCGGCAGUGGCACCGGCAGCAUCAGCAGCAACAGCAGAGCCAAUAGAAGCUGCUCCUGUCUCAGAUGCACCAUUGGCGCUGCUCAGCAACCAGCAACAGGCAGCAGCAGCAGAGGCAGACGACCCAGAGCUGGACAUUGUGAUCAACAAUGUGGUGUGCUCGUUCAGCGUGCGAUGCCACCUCAAGCUGAGGGACAUUGCGUUGCGCGGCUGCAAUGUGGAGUACCGCAGGGAGAACGGCAUGGUAACCAUGAAGCUGCGACGUCCCUAUACGACGGCCUCCAUUUGGUCAUCGGGCAGGAUCACCUGCACAGGGGCCACCUCUGAGAUAAUGGCCAAGGUGGCAGCCAGACGGUACGCCCGGUGCCUGGGUAAACUCGGUUUUCCCACACGCUUCCAGAACUUUCGCAUCGUGAAUGUUCUGGGUACCUGCAGCAUGCCCUGGGCCAUUAAGAUUGUCAACUUCUCGGAGAAGCAUCGGGACAACGCCAGCUACGAGCCGGAGUUGCAUCCGGGUGUCACGUACAAGAUGAAAAUGCCAAAGGCCACGCUGAAGAUCUUCUCCACGGGAAGCAUUACAGUGACAGCCGCCAGCGUGAAUGAUGUUGAAUCCGCCAUACAGCAUAUCUAUCCACUGGUCCAUGAGUUCCGCAAGCAGCGAUCGCCCGAGGAGCUGCAGCAUUUAAGGGCUAAGCAGAACAAAAAUGCCGGAAUAACUGGCACCCCCGCCGCCGCCAGCAGCAUCACCGAUGCCAGCGAAAGCCGGAUACUGGAGGAUCAGAUCCUCACGCAGUCGAAGACUCAGUCGCGCAGCGAUAUCUUGGUGAAUGCCACCGCUGCCCAUAGCAAGUCAAUACCUGGCAGUGCGGCUGGGGAUCUGGUUAACGCAGCGGUCUGCAAUGUGCAGCGGCUGAAGCAGAUCGAAUCGUAUCGCCAGCUGUCGAGUCAGACGCAGGAGGAGCGCCGCCAUAUACCCUUCCCCAGGGACAAGUCGGAGGCCGGGCUGUUCCCCCAUUCGACACCCAGGUCGCCACCGGGCGACAAUAUCUGUGCCAAUGCCCGGCGACGGGCCACCGAGUGCUGGGCCACCAAGCUGCAGAACAAGCGUCCGCGCUACAACGAUCCCAGCUUACUGGCGGCGGGCAAGACAACGACAUCGACAUCGACGAGCUCCAUCGCCUCCUCCACCGCCUCCUCCUCAUCAAAUCCCGCCAUCCAAUCCACCACCACUAUCAGCACCACCAGCGCAUCCGCCACCACUAUUACGGGCCCCAUUCUGCCGCUCUCAUCGCUAACGCCCAUUGGGACGAUCAGUGGCAGCAGGCCAUUUGGCCUGAUGGCCGCACGCACAAUGAUCCCAGCCACGGGGACGAUUAUCAAGAUCAAGCAGAGCUGCAUUAAGCCAUUGAAUCGCAAUGCUCUGGCCGCAUUCACCGCUGCCUCCAGUGGUAGCAUCGCUACCGCCGUCAAUGCCACUGCCACAGCCACAGCCAACGUUGCUGGUGGCUCUGCUUCUGCCGUCACCCUAGCGGCGACCAAGAGGGAGCGGCAGUUGAGCAACAACUCGGAUUUGGAUAUUGAAUCGGGCUGGCCAUGAUGUGGGAUGAUUGAGUGAUUGACCAGAGACAGACACGGAGAUGGAGAGACAACAGAGAGACAAAGGGAAAGAGAUAGUGAGAGAGGGAGAGAGGAACAAUAUAUCGUCGUUGCCUAUGCCAAAAUAUAUAGAAAUUAAAGCAAAACCCAAACAAAAUACAACACAAAAACAAACAGAAAAACACAGAGACCGAAAGAAAAGAAGAGGAUGGGAAAGUUUCUUUCAGUGUUUCUUGAACUUCAUUUUCGAUUCGAUUCAAUUCAUGUCUUGUGUUGUUCUCUGCAUUUAAACGAAGGAAGGAAACGGAGGACACCAACGCAGAACGAGAAUCGCGACUAAAACAAGAGCCAAAAAUUUAAUACUAAGAUUUAUGUGUAAUUUCAUCCCCCAAUCAACAACACACAAUCCCACAAGAAAAGCAGAGAUCCGAGAAUGGUAUUGCACGUACCAUGCGCAUCCCACAAGUAAAAUCAUCCUAGAUAUAGAAUUCAAUUUCAAAAAGGCAAUAUACGGUUUAUAUUCUAAUCUAUAUUCUAUAAUACGUAGAGACAUUCAGUUACGUAGACCCCCCUUAGUUUUUUUUUUUGUAUUUAGUUAUAUUUGAACAAACCACCGCCUAAUGAAAGAAAAUACUGUAAAAUGAAUCAGAUACAUCGUAUAUAGCCAGAAAGAGAGAGAGAGAGAGAGAGAGAGAAACGGAGACGUAGAGUGAGUGGAAGAAGGAAAACAUUCAGUCAGUCACACCCCCUCCCCAGCCUUAAAAAAUAAGCAAUAGGAAGUAUAGAGAGGAGUAAAAGGCGCACUCAGUGCCUUUAAUCACACACACACACACAUUUAAAAACGAUUUUGUAAGCCUUAAACCAAUCCAAAAACAAACAAGCAAUAGAAGCACUCAAGUGCCUUCCAAAAGAAUUAAAUACGAGACACCACGAGACACGCUCACACACACACACACACACACGUAUGAUCAAACCAUCAGUCAGUCAGUCAGUCAGUCAGGCCGUCGGUAAAUUGAUUUGUUUUCCUUCUUCGAAAGAGAUUUCUCCGAAGAAGAACCCCCCAAACACACACACACAAUUUAGUCUAAUUUCUAAAAUAAUAAUAUGAAUUAAAAUUAAAAUAUAAAUAUAGUAUAUAAUUUUUUUUUAUUGUUUUGUUUUAACUUUAAGUUUAAUUAAGUAAUCUUAAGGGCAGAAAGCUACUAUCGAACAUUCAGAUGUUAUGGUAGGGAAACAACAAAUGUUUCGAUUAACACACACAUGCAUACAAUAAUACAUGCAUAUACAUAUAUAUAUAUAUAUAUGUGUGUGUGUGUAUAUAUAUAUAUUUACUAUAUGCUACAUACAUUUAAGCAUACGAAACACACCUAUAUCUGGUCACUUGUAAACCAAUAACAAGCAGAACUAAUGCUAUAGCUAUAGAACUAUAGUAUAGUAAUAUUUGUAAUUAUUUGUAACACACACACACACACACACACACACACAUACUUUAUACAUUGCAUACACACACGAAACACAAAAACACAAACACACACACACAAACUGAAAGGAAACAAAAACAAUUAUCAUGAUAGCCUUACACUCAAAGCUUACAAACAGAUGACGAUUACCGAUUACCGACUACCGACUACCGACUAUCGAUUACCAAUUACCGAUGGCGGACGAUAAUUCUAAGUGUUUAUUCUUAAUACAAUAAGUUUUUUUCUCCUCUUAAAACUAUUAUCGCAUAGGUAUCCCAAACACACAGAUACACAGAUACAAAAACACACAUCAAUAUACAUAUAUUGAACGAUAACCAGACAUAUUUAUCCAUAUAUAUUUUUUCUUAUUUAUAAUGCAAAAACCAACUUAAGUGUAGAUUUUAGAAACUUGUUCCUGUGUUGUUAACAAAUUGAGAAAUGAGAAAGCAAAAAGCAUGCAUACAUUUAGUUGAAGCAUGCACACACACAAACACACACACACACACAUCCACACACAACAUGCAUACGUACACAUAUACAUACUAUAAUUAAGUAAUGACAAACAAACGAAAAGCAAACCAACAAAUACGAAUCGUUAGCAAUAAUAAAACAAAGCAAAAUAA
This is a messenger RNA of Drosophila pseudoobscura, 6074 nucleotides long. It is a transcript of the gene Trf2, whose product is annotated as TATA box binding protein-related factor 2. NCBI's taxonomy places the organism in Eukaryota, Metazoa, Arthropoda, Insecta, Diptera, Drosophilidae. Gene Ontology annotation, molecular function: DNA binding; general transcription initiation factor activity. The record is from RefSeq and is a predicted model, not a curated record. The coding region runs from base 798 to 3992 and encodes 1064 amino acids. The transcript is spliced from 8 exons. Gene Ontology annotation, biological process: DNA-templated transcription initiation.